Tribolium castaneum (red flour beetle) is the source of this 1511-nucleotide messenger RNA. Its product is annotated as medium-chain specific acyl-CoA dehydrogenase, mitochondrial. Bases 196 to 1440 code for a protein of 414 amino acids. The record is from RefSeq and is a predicted model, not a curated record. Gene Ontology annotation, molecular function: flavin adenine dinucleotide binding; medium-chain fatty acyl-CoA dehydrogenase activity. Gene Ontology annotation, cellular component: cytoplasm; mitochondrion. Lineage: Eukaryota; Metazoa; Arthropoda; Insecta; Coleoptera; Tenebrionidae. Gene Ontology annotation, biological process: medium-chain fatty acid catabolic process. The transcript has 6 exons.
UCCCACUUUCCGUUGUAUACCCAUCAAGGUCACAAAUUUUACCGAUUCAUCAUUUUUGUUUACGUUGUAAUAAUCAAAAGAUUACAUUGAGAGCUUCUAAUUGGUGCAAAAAUCUAUUUUUAUUGACCCAUCGUUACAGAACCGUUUAAUUGCAUUAAGAGUCGUUCUCGCUUCGCUUGACAAAACACACCCAAAAUGGCCUUAACCGUGCAAAAGAUUUUCACACCAAGCACGCUCACGCGUGCAUUUUCGGUAACAGCCGCCCGAAAAUCUGGCUUCAAUUUUGAACUGAAUGAAACUCAACGAGAAAUGCAAGCCAUGGCACGCAAAUUCGCUCGGGAGGAGAUUGCACCUCAAGCGGCUCAUUUCGACAGAACCGGGGAAUACCCGAUUGAAAUUUUGAAAAAAGCAUGGGCUGUGGGUUUGAUGAAUUCGCACAUUCCCGAACACUGCGGUGGCUUGAAUCAGGGCGUUUUUGAUGCCUGUUUGAUGGGGGAAGAACUGUCUUGGGGGUGUUCAGGGAUUGGGACUGUGAUUGGUUCGUCACAUCUAGGGCAAGUCCCUGUGAUUCUAAACGGGACAAAAGAACAACAAAAGAAGUAUUUGGGGCGGUUGAUUGAGGAACCUUUAGUUGCUGCUUAUGCCGUCACAGAGCCGGGCUGUGGCUCCGACGUGAACGGUGUCAAAACCCGAGCUGAGAAAAAAGGUGAUGAGUACGUAAUCAACGGCCAAAAAAUGUGGAUAACAAACGGAGGCGUCGCUAACUGGUACUUUGUCCUUGCUCGGACUAACCCUGACCCCAAAGCCCCCGCUAGUAAAGCCUUCACUGGGUUUAUCGUCGAUAGAGACACCCCUGGGGUAACCCCCGGCCGUAAAGAAAUGAACAUGGGGCAACGAGCCUCCGACACCCGCGGAGUAACCUUUGAAGAAGUGCGCGUUCCGAAGGAAAACGUCCUUUUGGGCGAAGGCGCCGGGUUUAAAAUCGCCAUGGGGGCGUUUGACACCACGCGCCCCCCGGUGGCUUGUGGGGCCACUGGUGUAGCACAGAGGUGUCUUGACGAAGCUACGAAAUAUUCGCUCGAACGUAAAACGUUCGGUGUUCCCAUUGCCUACCACCAAGCUGUGGCUUUUAUGUUGGCUGAUAUGGCCAUUGGGGUUGAGACGGCCAGGUUGGCGUGGAUGAGGGCCGCCUGGGAGGCUGAUCAUGGGAUUAGGAACAGUUAUUCGGCUUCGAUUGCGAAGGCUUAUGCUGGAGAUGUGGCCAAUAAGUGUGCUUCAGACGCGGUGCAGAUUUUUGGAGGUGCUGGGUUUAAUAGUGAGUAUCCGGUGGAGAAGCUGAUGAGGGAUGCGAAGAUUUACCAGAUUUAUGAGGGGACGACGCAGAUUCAGAAGUUGGUGAUUUCGAGGACUGUGCUCGAGGCGAGCAAAAGAAUGGCUUAGGUUUUAGAAUGAAAAAAUCAAAUUUUUAUACAUAUUGUUACAACCUGAGUGUAAUAAAGUUUUAUUAAAAA